AUGGAUUCUCAUUCAUGGCUUCUUAUGGUCAUAAUUGCUGCAACUCUCGCAACAAGUUGCAGAACAGUUGAGUCAGCAUAUGAAGCUGAUAGGAUUGUGAAGCUGCCAGGGCAGCCAGAGGUUAGCUUCCAGCAGUAUGCAGGUUAUGUGACUGUUGAUGAAACCCAGCAGAGGGAACUUUUCUACUACUUCGUGGAAGCUGCGACAAACUCCACUUCCAAGCCUCUUGUUUUGUGGCUCAACGGAGGACCUGGGUGCUCUUCAGUUGGAGUUGGAGCUUUCUCCGAGCACGGCCCUUUCAAGACGAAUGCUGCUGAGGUUCUGGUCAACAAUGAAUACAGUUGGAAUAGAGAAGCAAACAUGCUGUACUUGGAAUCCCCAGCAGGAGUUGGUUUCUCAUAUUCUGCAAACACCUCUUUCUAUAAGUUGGUUAAUGACUCCAUAACAGCAAAAGACAACUUGGCCUUCCUACAACGAUGGCUACUCAAGUUUCCUGAAUACAAAACCAGAGAUCUUUUCAUCACCGGAGAAAGCUAUGCUGGACACUAUGUCCCACAGUUAGCUCAGCUAAUUGUGGAGUCCAGAGCAAAUCUCAGCUUCAAAGGCAUUGUUAUAGGGAACCCAUCGUUGGAGUUCGGCACAGAUCUCAACGGGCAAGGAGAGUACUACUGGUCUCACGGCGUGAUAUCCGAUCAAACCUAUCACCUAGUCAACACAGUCUGCAACUUCUCUCAGAUGUACAGAGAAAUCUUGUCUGCGUCCGGCAACUUCUCCAAACAGUGUGAACUCGUUGUAGCCCAGAGUAAGGAAGAAUGGCGGAGCCGGAACUUCGACAACUAUGAUGUCACUUCUGAUGAAGCUGGUGGGGAGUCGAUAGACCUUUGUGUACAAGAUCAUACGGACAAAUACUUGAACAGGAAAGAUGUAAAAGAAGCUAUGCAUGCCAAGCUUGUCGGCGUCAAUAACACUUGGAGUGUCUGCAGCAAAGUGGUGAAUUAUGACCACUACAAUCUGGAGAUUCCAACUAUUGGGGUGGUUGGUUCAUUGGUGGGAUCAGGGAUUCGAGUGCUAGUCUACAGCGGGGAUCAAGAUUCAGUGGUCCCGUUCAUUGGAACGAGGAUUCUGGUGAAUCGUUUGGCAACCGAGAUGGGGUUGAAUACAACCGUACCAUACAAGGCAUGGUUUGAUUAUGACAAACAGGUGGGUGGAUGGACACAAGUCUACGGGGAGAACAAUAAGUUGUCAUUUGCAACAAUCAGAGGAGCCUCUCACCUGGCUCCAGCUUCCUCGCCGAAGAGAUCGCUCGCAUUAUUUGCAGCCUUUGUUGCUGGGAAACCAUUGGCAGCUCGAUCUCCCUCAAACUUGGAACCUGUCACCAAACUGUAA
Molecule: messenger RNA, 1386 nt
Organism: Linum tenue
Lineage: Eukaryota; Viridiplantae; Streptophyta; Magnoliopsida; Malpighiales; Linaceae
Source: the annotation of a GenBank genome assembly